Molecule: messenger RNA, 951 nt
Organism: Ciona intestinalis (vase tunicate)
Lineage: Eukaryota; Metazoa; Chordata; Ascidiacea; Phlebobranchia; Cionidae
Source: RefSeq, a predicted model, not a curated record
UUUUCUCCUAUUGUUUUAGCGAAGCGAUUAAGUGAUUAAUUUCAAAGUUGAGAUAAAAGUUGGGGUAAGUUCGGCAUGAUGGGGCAUACCGGAGUAGCUCUAGCUCUGGUUGUUGCUUUGUUUUGCCCGGCGCUUGCUCAUCGAGCUAUUGGGGAAAGAUCAAAAUGUGUGAGUUCUUCAAGGACGAUCUACGACACACCGUUCAACUUCACUAUGCUUAAUGGUACCACUGUACCGUUGUCCAAGUUUAGAGGGGAAAUCUUAAUGAUUGCCAAUCUUGCCUCCUUCUGAGGGGCAAACUGGCAAUAUCCUCUCUUCAAUGCACUGCAAGAACUUGAAGGAGUCACUGUCCUCGGGUUCCCAUGUAACCAGUUCGGUCUUCAGGAACCUGGGGCUAACUCUGAGAUUCUCAAAAUACUUGAACACGUAAGACCCGGUGGUGGUUUCCAACCCAAUUUUCCGAUGUUUGAAAAACUUGAAGUGAACGGUGAAAACGCUCAUCCUCUCUUUAAGUUUCUAAAGGAUCAAUGCAACGUUGUUACGUCACAAUUCGCACCCAAAGCACGAUUGUUCUACGAACCGAUCCAACCAAACGACAUUGAAUGGAAUUUCCAUAAAUUUUUGGUUGACCAGGAGGGUAGGGCGAGAAGACGCUACCAUCACAAUACACCACCGGAUGCUGCCAUUGUUCGUAAAGACAUCCGAUUCUUACAAAAUAACUAACUCAGAUUAUGAUGUCAUAUAGAUCGGGAUAAAUACUCUUUUGUUACGUAUAUGAUGAUGUCAUUGUAAAUUCCAAAAGGAAAUAAUGACAUUUGAACUUUUAUUGUUACGUCACGUUUUACGUCAUUCGCAGUGCAACGAAAAAUGUGACGUCAAUAUCUGUAACAAAAGUAUGGUAGUUCCCCUUUCUUUUUAGGACGUCAUAAUUAAUAAAGUAACAAAAUUUGG